AUGUCGGAACAGGCCAUCACACGAGACACGCCGCAGCUGAGGAAGUCCAGGAGAUUCUACCAUAUUGAAGCAAGGUCCUCGGACAAGCAGUGUGCGGUGUUCAUCUUUGACAAGAAGAAGUUCGAGUCGCAGCUGGUGAAGAACAACAUUGUGAAGAGAGGUGACAAGCAGGUGAUCAACGAUGCUUACGAGGUGUUGAGGAACCAGGUGUCCAAUCUGGCCAAGUAUAGGCAUCCGAAUGUGCUGACGAUCAUCGAGCCCUUGGAGGAGCACAAGGCAAACUUGAUGUUUGUCACUGAGCCUUUGCAAGGCUGUCUCAACCAAGUGCCAGAGCUGGACGACGUUAGCAUUCAGAAGGGCCUGCUACAGCUGAGCAAUGCACUGGAGUUCGUCCAUUCCCAGGCCAAGGUUGUUCACCUGGGUCUUUCCCCGAAUUCUGUGUUCAUCAACGACAACUCUGAUUGGAAACUGGCUGGGCUGGGCUUUGUCCAGCCGACUGAUGUCUCUGAGUACUUCAUCCCACAGUACGAUCCCAGAAUUCCUGGGUUUAUCAACAUCAACCUGAACUUCACUGCUCCGGAAGUUGUAUUGGAGAACUCCAUAUCAACGGCCGUGGACAUGUUUUCACUGGGUGCCCUGAUCUACUACCUCUACAACCAGGGCACCACGUUCAUCAGUUGCAAUAACUCGACAAGUUACUAUAAGGAUGACUACGCAAAGUUCGAACGCUCUCUAACGCAGAACAACCCACGACAGCUGUUCAAACAGGUCCCUGAGUCGCUAUUCCCUGAAAUGAUGAAGAUGCUAUCGAGAUACCCGAAUCAGAGGAUCUCAACACAGGAGUUCAUCCAAUCUGAGUACUUCAACAACCCAUUGGUGAAAGUGAUGGUGUUCCUGGAUGAAUUCCCAACAAAGACCAAUGAUGAAAAGUUGAUCUUUCUGAAAUCCCUGGUGAAUCUAUUGCCUCUUUUCCCCAAGAACAUCCUCCAAAAGAAGAUCCUGCCGAUCAUGAUUGAUCUCUUAUCUACUCGGGAGUUAUCACUCGUCCAGAUCACGCUGACCAUCAUCAUUCUCAUUGGUGAAAACUUGUCGCAGCUGACGUUCCACGACAAGGUCUUUGCUGUGCUGAACGAUGACAAGCUGUUACAAUUGCCGGAGGCCCAGAUCGUCAUACUGGAGUACCUUCAUAUCUUGAAAACGAAGGUGAAGAGCGACGAGUUCAAGAAGUUGUUGUUGAAAUUAACAGAAAGAACUUUGGAUCUUCAGAACAACUUCCAAGUCCAAUCAAAGACGCUUGAUAGAAUGGAUAUCAUCCUGAACACUGUGGAUUUCCCAAACAUUAAGAACAACAUCUUCCCAAGGAUUUGCACGCUAUUUUCAAAGACAACGUCUCUCACAGUGAAGGUGAAGACCAUUGACUCUUUUGUGCUGUUGAUUGACAAGAAGGGGAUCGAUAAGUUCAUCGUCCAAGAGACCCUGUUGCCUCUCUUGAAGUCCAUGAAGACUCGUGAACUGAAGAUUAUGAAUUCGAUCUUGAAAGUUUAUCAAUCAUCUGCGAAUAUACUUGAUGAGGAACACAUCGUGGAAAGUGUGAUCCCACAACUUUGGUUAUUGUCAAUGGCUUCCUCUUUAGACUCAACUACGUACAGUUCUUACACCACUGUUCUGAACGACAUUUCACAGAGAAUUCAAUCAGCACAUGCCCAGAAAUUGAGGCAUUUGGAAGGAAGCAAACCAAGAGAAGAUGAGGAUGACCAGGAGAAGUUCAGGCACUUGUUGUACGGCAAUGAAGACACAACGGUGACUGCUAGUAAUAAACCGGAGACCCCUAAGGUGUCUGCAGUACCAUUACAACCGCAAUCCAACCUGUCGUCAUCCUCACAGCCUGAGUACAUCAAACCUAAGAUUGAGCCAAUGGUCUUGAACCCCAAAAAGAAGACCACUACGGCCGCUGAGACCUUGAACUUUGGCUCCAACAGCCCAGCCAUGCAACCAGUCGUUAAGAAUUUGCGAAACAAUCCGUCUAUUCCUUCUAAUUCAAACGAUGAAGACUUUGCAGCUUUCGUAUCUGCUCCACAGUCCAGAGCCAGUCCUUAUGCUUCCCAGAACCCAACACAGUCCACUAGCAUAGACUGGAGCACUGAGUGGAAACAGCCAAUGACGAGCACAGCAAUGGCAACUACAAACAGCUUUGCCCAGCUGAACACACAGCAAACUCAACCACAACAAACUCAACCACACCAGCACGUACACACACAGUCGCAGGUGAAGCUACCCCCUGGCUUUGCAGACUCGCUGAUUCCAAUGAAGAAAGGCACUUCUACCGGUGGAUGGGACAAUUCAUGGAACAACGGUGACAGUUUGAUCUAA
Molecule: messenger RNA, 2370 nt
Organism: Williopsis jadinii
Lineage: Eukaryota; Fungi; Ascomycota; Saccharomycetes; Phaffomycetales; Wickerhamomycetaceae
Gene: SCY1
Product: Scy1p
Exons: 2
Coding region: 1-2370 (789 amino acids)
Biological process (GO): protein phosphorylation
Molecular function (GO): protein kinase activity; ATP binding
Source: RefSeq, a predicted model, not a curated record